This is a messenger RNA of Rhea pennata, 1518 nucleotides long. It is a transcript of the gene SDHC, whose product is annotated as succinate dehydrogenase complex subunit C. Gene Ontology annotation, cellular component: membrane. NCBI's taxonomy places the organism in Eukaryota, Metazoa, Chordata, Aves, Rheiformes, Rheidae. Gene Ontology annotation, biological process: mitochondrial electron transport, succinate to ubiquinone; tricarboxylic acid cycle. The transcript is spliced from 6 exons. Gene Ontology annotation, molecular function: electron transfer activity; oxidoreductase activity, acting on the CH-CH group of donors. Bases 211 to 633 code for a protein of 140 amino acids. The record is from RefSeq and is a predicted model, not a curated record.
CCGCGGCGUCCCGCGGCCGAGGCGGAGCAGCUCGCUGCUGGGCCGCGGGCGUGACGCAGCGAGGGGCGGUGGCGGAGCGAGCGCCGCUUCCCGUCGCUUUGAACCUCUGAGAGCCAAACCGCGGCUUCAGCCGUUCCGCCAAGAUGUGUCGGACGGCGAUGCCUGUUGGCUCAGCUUGGCUCUGGCUUUUCAGCACGACAUGUCGUCCCCAUGGGAACGACAGCGAAGGAGGAGAUGGCCCGCUUUUGGGAUAAGAACACCAAGUCCAGUCGCCCCUUGUCCCCUCACAUCACGAUUUACAAGUGGUCUCUGCCCAUGGCGAUGUCCAUCACGCAUCGGGGCACCGGCGUUGCGCUGAGCGUAGGAGUCUCCCUCUUCGGUCUGGCUGCCCUUGUGCUCCCUGAGCAGUUUCCCCACUACCUGGCAAUGGUGAAGUCGCUCAGCCUGGGGCCUGCUCUUAUCUACUCUGCUAAGUUUGCUCUGGCUUUCCCCCUCUCCUACCACACCUGGAAUGGAAUCCGACACCUUGCAUGGGACAUGGGGAAGGGGUUGAAGAUCACCCAAGUCAACCAGUCUGGCCUGUUGGUCCUUGUCCUGACCCUGCUCUCCUCUGCUGGCCUCGCAGCAAUGUGAAGGCAUCUCCUGGUUGAUGGCCUCCCUUUUCUAGAAGAUCUGGUCUGUCUGUCCUGACCCACCUCGGGAGGUGGGAGGACAGACUCCUGAGUAACUAUAAAUCUUUGGGGAAGGUGGCACUUCCCCUCGCAAAUUUUGUGGAUGAUCAGAGUUGCUUAUCAUUAGCCUGGAUGACGUGCUCUGCUCAGCUAGCUCGGGACUGCCUUUUCGAUGGUGGGGGGCCGGGCUAGGGUGUCUCAAGUACCAGAUAACCUGAAUAGCCACAAAAAGUUGGGCACAAGUUAACAGCUGAUUCCAGAGUUCUGCCCUAACUCUGUACUGUUCUUUCAGAGAAACUCCGGUGCAUUUUUUUUCUCUGUGCUCCGUCCCAGAGCUUGAGACAAUGCUGAUUCUGUGUCCCCUCAGGUCCGAGUGGGCUCAGCGAAGGAGAUGCCAGCGCUGCUGGUAGUGCGUGUGUAGGCCUGGUGCAGGACAACCAUCUGCAUUGAGGCACCUCAUCCUAGGGGAGGGAGGGCAGAUGGAGCUGCCAACGCCAGCGCCCGUGAGGCGAAUGGAUAAUUGGUGUCAUCCGGGAUGUAACAUCAGCCGCGCAACCCUGGUGUUUCCAAGGCUGGCAGCGAUGAACGGGUUGGGUGGCCACACUCAGACCUGCAGAUGUUCAGUCCUGACUCCUUAUCACUGGAAAGGUGGUGAUUCAGCAGACUUGGGGGCUCUAGAGCUGUUGCCAAAGAAAACAUCUUGUUUCCCCUGUAUUUUCUUUUCUCUAAAGUGAGUGGGAGCGAUGUGGUUUUCCCGUUGUGCAUUGUCACCAGCCCUUGUGUCAGUGCUUGUUUGUAAGUCAUCCACCAUUGCAAUAAAGCAGCCUUGAUCUUUCGCACUUGAGAA